AAAAAACCUUCUCCAUUUCUUCCAUUCCCCAAAAAUCAGAAAUGGCAACUGGUUCUUCUCGUCCUCCCCAGAAAACCUACGAUCUCGAAAUCACCAUCGUCUCCGCCAAGCAUCUGAAAAAUGUCAAUUGGCAUCACGGCGAUCUCAAGCCCUAUGUUAUCUUUUGGGUCGACCCGGAUCAACGUCGCGCCACACAAGCUGAUGAUUCCGGCAAUACCCGACCCGUUUGGAACGAACGAUUCGUCCUCCAUCUUCCCCAAUCUCAAUCUCCUCCUCACGAUGCUGUUCUUACUCUUGAGAUCUUCCAUUCAAAACCAUCGGAAACUCCCAAACCUUUAGUCGGUACACUUAGGGUUCCGUUGAAGGAACUGGUUAACGUCGACGAUUACAACAAAAUCAGAACUUUUGAGCUCCGGCGACCUUCCGGUCGUCCUCAUGGUAAGAUCCGACUCAAGCUUGCUAUUCGUGAAUUAUCUCCAACCCUAGAUUACCAAAUACCCCCUCCUUCUAGCUAUUAUUACUCUACUGCCCCUCCUCCUCCUCCCCCUUCCUAUAGAACAUUUCCUUCUUCCCCAUACCCCUCACACCCUCAUCCUCCUCCGUCGCAUGUAGUGGCACCGCCGCCACCUGCUUCUCCAUCACCACCACCUCCUCCUCCGCAGCAACAUUCUUUUCCUUACAGUGGAUUCUCUGAUCCUUACUCUACUUACUUCCCUGGGUAUUACUCUCAACCUCCCCCUCCUCCACGACCAUUUGUAGAGCGGCAAUCUAGCUAUGGCAGUUUGGGUUCGAGGCCAAGCGCCCCUGUUGAUUAUUAUCCUCCUUACGAUCAGAAGCGUAGUGGGAAAAUAGGGAUGGGGGUAGGCACCGGAUUGGCGGUUGGAGCAGUGGCUGGUACACUUGGAGGAUUGACAUUGGGGGAAGGAUUGAAGUAUGAAGAAGCCAAGAUUGCAGAGAGAGUUGAAAACAACACAUCAGCCAGGGAUGAUUACAGCAAUUACAGUGAAUAUUGAUGCUGAUGUUUCUUACUGGAUGAAGUUCUCUACACUAAUGGGUAAUCAAUCUUGUGUUGUUUUUAAUGUUUGAAGAAGGUGUAUUUUGUAUAUAAAGCUUGUUCAUUUUCAAUGGAUUACUCCUCUAAUGAUAUAUGAUGAAUUAUGUUAAUUCAGCUGUUUUUGAGUUUCUUCUAUGAA
Solanum tuberosum (potato) is the source of this 1193-nucleotide messenger RNA. Its product is annotated as formin-like protein 20. Bases 42 to 1013 code for a protein of 323 amino acids. The record is from RefSeq and is a predicted model, not a curated record. Lineage: Eukaryota; Viridiplantae; Streptophyta; Magnoliopsida; Solanales; Solanaceae. The transcript has a single exon. Gene Ontology annotation, biological process: defense response.